Molecule: messenger RNA, 1416 nt
Organism: Aaosphaeria arxii CBS 175.79
Lineage: Eukaryota; Fungi; Ascomycota; Dothideomycetes; Pleosporales
Product: glycerol-3-phosphate dehydrogenase-like protein
Exons: 2
Coding region: 142-1410 (422 amino acids)
Biological process (GO): carbohydrate metabolic process; glycerol-3-phosphate catabolic process
Cellular component (GO): cytosol; glycerol-3-phosphate dehydrogenase (FAD) complex; nucleus
Molecular function (GO): NAD binding; glycerol-3-phosphate dehydrogenase [NAD(P)+] activity
Source: RefSeq, a predicted model, not a curated record
AAUCCUUUCCCUGCGUGUCACCACCUCUCACCCUCCUUCGCCGCACUUCGUCCCUCCCAAAUCCCAUUGACAGCAUCAACCGCUACGACCCGGUACAAUCUUGUCCACAGACCCGCAAUUCUCGAACAGAAACGAACAAUCAUGGCUACCUUAGGAGCCCCCAAGAAGCACAAGGUGACCAUUGUCGGGUCUGGCAACUGGGGCACUACCAUGUCCAAACUCGUCGCCGAGAACGUCAAGGAAAACCCAAAUCUGUUUGACCAGACAGUGCGUAUGUGGGUCUACGAGGAGGAUGUCACCAUCCCAAAGGAAUCUCGCCAUUACGACCCCGGAUCGGAGACCGCAAACAAGCCUCAGAAGCUCUCCCAAUUGAUCAACACCAUCCACGAGAACGUCAAGUAUCUCCCCAACAUUACACUUCCUCCCAACGUCGUUGCCGAUCCGGAUGUCGUCAGCUCGGUCAAAGAUUCGACCAUUCUCGUUUUCGUCCUUCCUCAUCAGUUCAUUCCUAGAGUUUGUGAUCAGUUGAAGGGGCACAUUGUUCCCUAUGCACGCGCAAUCUGCUGCACGAAGGGUGUGGAUGUCGGUGAGAGUGGCAUCAGGCUCAUGUCGGAGACCAUUGGCAUGCGCCUGAGCAUCUACUGUGGAGCACUCUCAGGAGCCAACAUUGCCUCCGAGAUUGCACAGGAGAAGUACUCGGAGACCACGGUGGCAUACGACCCCCCACCCAUGGACUCGCGUGCCCCAACACCAAGUGGCUCGCCGACUUCGUCACAGGUCGAUCUCAUCUCUCCCAGCAAACCUAUCCCCAGCGCUCGAUCCGCGAGACUCAAGGCUCUCCCCUCAGAAUACCCUCCCCUGUCGCACGAGAACGUUCGCAAGCUCUUCCACCGCCCCUAUUUCCACGUCCGCAUAGUCGACGAUGUAGCAGGCGUCUCUCUCGGUGGCGCUCUGAAGAACAUCAUCGCCCUCGCCGCCGGUUUCGUCGACGGACUCGGCUGGGGAGACAACGCCAAAGCCGCCGUCAUGCGCGUGGGCAUCCUGGAGAUGGUCGCCUUCGGCAAGGCCUUCUUCGAGGACUCGGUCAAGACCAGCACGUUCACGGAGGAGAGCUGCGGCGUCGCCGACGUGAUAACAUCGUGCAUGGGCGGCCGCAACUUCCGCUGCGCCAAGAAGGCGACCGCGACGGGCAAGAGCAUCUUCGACAUUGAGCGCGAGGACCUCAACGGCCAGAAGCUCCAGGGCACCAGCACCGCGUACGAGGUCCACGAGUUCCUCAAGAGCCAGGGCAUCGAGCAGGACUACCCGCUCUUCACCGCCGUCUACAACAUCCUCGAGGGCAACGUCAAGCCCGAGCAGAUCCCCGACCUCAUCGAGCCCAAGUUCGACGGAACGGGCGCGAAGCGGUGAGUACGA